This is a messenger RNA of Monomorium pharaonis (pharaoh ant), 1384 nucleotides long. RefSeq lists its product as uncharacterized. The record is from RefSeq and is a predicted model, not a curated record. NCBI's taxonomy places the organism in Eukaryota, Metazoa, Arthropoda, Insecta, Hymenoptera, Formicidae. Gene Ontology annotation, biological process: DNA integration. Gene Ontology annotation, molecular function: nucleic acid binding. The transcript has a single exon. The coding region runs from base 26 to 967 and encodes 313 amino acids.
UCUAGCAGGACCCCUACAAAAUAGGAUGUUCUUGAUCAUAAUGGACGCACACACAAAAUGGCCGGAGGUAUAUAACAUGCAGGCCGACACGACAAGCAAAAAAGUCAUCGAGAAGCUAAGAGACAGCUUUGUAAGAUUUGGUAUUUCGGAGCAAAUAGUUUCUGAUAAUGGCAGGCAGUUCGUAUCAGCAGAGUUCCAAAGAUUCUGCAAAAACAACGGAAUUAGACACAUAACAAGCUCAGCAUACCAUCCACGCACCAACGGAGAGGCAGAACGCUUCGUGCAGACCUUCAAGAAGGCAGUAUAUAACGCAGAAGGUGACUUAACUUAUCGCAUCCAACGAUUUCUAUUCAAUUAUCGAUGUACUCCACAUUCAACGACCGGAGCAGCUCCAGCAGAAUUGCUAACAGGACGAAGGCCACGAAGUUUGUUUGAUUUAAUCAAACCAGACAUACACAGCAGAGUAGCAGUAGCACAGGCCAGACAAGAAAAGAACUACAACACACACGUAAAAAGUCGAGAGUUUGAAAAAGGAGUGGAAGCGUGGAUCCGCACAUAUUCUAGGAAUGAAGCUAAAUGGUCCUUGGGAGUUAUUAUAAAGGCUCUAGGUCCAGUCACCUAUCUUGUCCGCGUAGGAGAUCAAUAUUACAAACGUCAUGUUGACCAAAUCCUCAAGGCCAUGCCAUUGCGACUUAAUGCGGAGGAAGUUCCGGAAGAUAAUAGUUGUCCACCGGAAAAACAUAUCAAACCUGAUUCAGAUUCGCUGUCAUCAUCCCCGGAACGAACAGAAGAAAAAGAAGAAUUCGAGACAGCUGAAGAAGCAUCAGAGUCUUCAGAUACGGAGCCGCCACAAUAUCUAGUACCCGAAAUGACACGAUCAUGUCAACGACCACAGAGGACUAGAAGACAGCCUGACCGUUUGGAGUAUAAACAAAAGGGUAUUCAAAAGGGACGCGGUUCUAAAUAAAAAGGGGAGGAAAUGUGAUAUAUCGAGCUAUGCGUUUGUAAGCGCGUUUUAAACGCACCGUUAGUCGAGUCGCGCAUCUAGAGGUAAUUCAUGUUCGAUGGAUGAGAGAAGAUUCGAGACGCGCGGGCUUUAGCUUCGUGUGGGUGCAUACUUACCUGUAUAACUAUUAAUAUCAAAUAUACGAAGUACGAGGAAACAAUCAGUGCAUUCCUUAUUAACAAGCCUCUAAACACAACAAAAUCAAUUUUAAAGUUGUUGUGAGUGUGAUGCACUCACACCAAGAAUGUCGCGGGCGAUAAAGGUCGCACCGGGCAAUGUUUUCAGUUGCUUAAUAAAGAACACCCAAAAUCUCCUGAUUUUGGGGUGGAAUCUGUAUAGCCAGCAAUUACUGGCUAAGCAAGUGCACUGACUGAAGGC